Messenger RNA from Arvicanthis niloticus (Nile rat), 1095 nucleotides. RefSeq names its product sodium-dependent glucose transporter 1B-like. The record is from RefSeq and is a predicted model, not a curated record. NCBI's taxonomy places the organism in Eukaryota, Metazoa, Chordata, Mammalia, Rodentia, Muridae. Gene Ontology annotation, molecular function: D-glucose transmembrane transporter activity.
AUGAUUGGUGGAGUUCUCCUUGACUAUAUGAAUCCUUUUUUACUUUUGGGUGUAUCAAUGUUGGCUACUGCAGUUGGGUUGUAUUUCAUUCCUUUGUGCAAGAAGGCAUUUUUACUGAUUAUCAUGAUGGCUGUGUUUGGUGCUUCAGUUGGUGUUGUGGAUACAGGUGGGAACGUUCUCAUCUUGGCUCUUUGGGGGGACAAAGGAGCCCCACACAUGCAGGCCUUGCACUUCAGUUUCGCCUUGGGCGCCUUUCUGGCUCCCCUGCUGGCUAAGUUGGCCUGGGGUACAGCAGCAUCUGCUCAGAACCACACCGAGUCCGACUUUAACUCUCUAGUGCUGAACCGAUCCUCCAAAGCCGCCUCAGACUCUGUGUUCGCGGUACCCGAUGACAUGAAUCUGCUGUGGGCAUAUGCUUCUAUCGGCACCUACGUUUUAGUAGUCUCUGUCUUUCUGUUUGGUCUGUUUUGUAAGAAACAUUCAAGGCAGGAAAAGUCCGCAGCAUCAGCUCAGGGGGCUCGCAGGGCUAAGUAUCACUGGGCCCUGCUGUGCCUCCUCUUCCUCUUCUUCUUCUUCUAUGUGGGAGCCGAGGUGACCUAUGGCUCUUACGUAUUCUCCUUCGCCACCACCCACGUCGGCAUGGAAGAGAGCGAGGCAGCUGGCUUGAACUCCAUCUUUUGGGGGACCUUUGCAGCCUGCAGGGGCCUGGCCAUCUUCUUUGCGACGGUCUUACGGCCUGGAACCAUGAUCGUUCUGAGCAACAUAGGCAGCCUGGCCUCGUCUUUCUUUCUGGUGCUUUUUGAUAAGAAUUCUCUCUGUCUCUGGAUCGCGACUUCUGUGUAUGGAGCCUCAAUGGCAACCACGUUUCCCAGCAGCAUCUCUUGGAUUGAGCAGUACACCACCUUAACUGGGAAAUCUACAGCAUUCUUUGUAAUUGGUGGUACCCUGGGAGAAAUGGCCAUUCCUGCAGUCAUCGGAAUUCUUCAGGAACACUACCCGGAUCUGCCAGUGGUUCUGUACAUAUGUCUGGGCUCAGCCAUAUUCACGGCUGUUCUAUUUCCUGUGAUGUAUAAAUUAGCCACCUUACAUUUGUAA